AUUUAAUAAAUAUGAAAUCCCAAAAACUCCAAAAUAUGAACGAUAAAAUUUAUGUUAACCAGGAGACGCUUCCAUUUAUCAGAAGUCAGACACUACUAAAGCACAGAGGAGGUUUGAAGAUGAAAGUAAAACAAAGAAGUUCUUGCACAAAGCUCAGAUAUAUAUUUGAGAAGGCUCAUGAGGACUCAUCUGUUUCAGAAGAACAUCUGCUUAAGGAACGACAAAAGGUCUUCAUGAGAGUUCACGAAAUAAUUAAAAAGAAAUUAUCAAGUGGCUCUUUGAAGCACUCUAAAGGGUUCCAAUCUCCUAGGAGAUUAAGAAGAGUACUGAGAAGUCCUCAAUUCAGACCAAAAGAGAUUAAGAGCAACUUACCAGUCCUUGAAUCAAACAAAGAGAGUAGGCAAUUCUUCUCCCCACAAAGAUUUUCCCAAGUAAAGCUGACAAACCAUGUGUCAUAGACUCCGAGAAAUAUGCUUAACU
Molecule: messenger RNA, 480 nt
Organism: Moneuplotes crassus
Lineage: Eukaryota; Ciliophora; Spirotrichea; Euplotida; Euplotidae
Source: the annotation of a GenBank genome assembly